ACCGACCCCCCCCCCCCGCAAACUACCACCGGGUUUGUUGAUGUAUUUUUCCCCCCUACAAGGACCGCCGGUCGCUCGCAUCCUGACAUCUUGCCUCACUUGAUGGACAGCGACGGCGGCCGAAGGGCAGAAGAAAGGGUUACUUGAGAGCAAGAGACCCCCCCAAAGCAAGGAAACAAGCAACUCCGUCGCUCCCCCCACUGCCCCCGGUCCACACAGCCGCCAACAUUCGCGUCGGCGCAAAACCGCCCGUGCCUGCACCCGAGUAGCUCGCUCGCUUUGCAAGAGGGGUGGAUUGUGUCUGGAGUGGAAGGCGGUUUUAUUAUUAUUAUUAUUUUUCAAUACUUAUUUUUGCACGUGAGCAAUCCGCGCAUAAAUUGACCCUCUCCUUAAAAACACACUCACCCCAUUUGCAGCAGAUUCACCCCUUUCUUUCUUUCUUUAAAAAAAAAAACAAUUCCUUGUUGAUUUGGGGGCAGCGAGGGGCCAAAAAUGAAAAGAUUCCUUUUUGGAGAGCACUGAGGCUUCUGUGGCUGGCCCACGUCCCCCAACGGGGGGGAUUCGACAAGGAGAACCCUGGAGAAAAAUCUUCCAAGCGUCUGAUGGCCCAAAGAUACGAUGACUUGGUCCACUACGCCGGAAUGGACGGGGUCUCGCUGCCGGGAUUUGGGGACCCACACACGGGCAGGGGUCUGCAACAUCACUCUUUGAACCAGGGGUCCCCUUAUGGAUCCGCAGGAGUUAACCACCGGCCUGGGAUGCCCCCCAGCUUGGGCGGUAACGACGCCUUGAAGAGAGAAAAAGAUGAGAUCUAUGGGCACCCCUUGUUCCCGUUACUGGCCCUUGUCUUUGAAAAAUGUGAAUUGGCAACGUGCUCUCCCAGGGACACGUCUGGCUCUUAUCCGGGAGGAGACGUCUGCUCAUCAGAUUCUUUCAAUGAAGACAUCGCUGUUUUUGCCAAACAGGUUAGGACAGAAAAACCUCUAUUUUCUUCCAAUCCAGAGCUGGAUAAUUUGAUGAUCCAAGCUAUCCAAGUACUCAGGUUCCACCUUCUGGAAUUAGAAAAAGUACACGACCUCUGUGACAAUUUCUGCCACCGCUACAUCACUUGCCUCAAGGGGAAGAUGCCGAUCGACCUGGUGAUAGACGACAGAGACGGAGGCUCCAAAUCAGACCUCGAAGAUUUCGGCGGCUCUUGCGCAAGCCUCUCUGAUCAGAACAACUCCUGGAUCCGAGACCACGAUGAGACAGGAUCCACGCACUCGGGAACGCCGGGGCCUUCCAGUGGUGGGAUAGCAUCGCAAAGUGGUGAUAAUUCCAGUGAACAAGGGGACUGUCUAGAUAACAGCGUGGCCUCCCCCAGCACAGGAGACGACGACGACUUAGACAGAGACAAAAAACGGAACAAGAAACGAGGGAUCUUCCCCAAAGUGGCCACAAAUAUUAUGCGAGCGUGGCUGUUUCAACACUUGUCGCAUCCGUAUCCCUCAGAAGAGCAGAAGAAGCAGUUGGCUCAGGAUACCGGACUGACGAUUUUGCAAGUGAAUAAUUGGUUUAUUAAUGCUAGGAGGCGUAUAGUUCAGCCCAUGAUUGACCAAUCAAAUCGCACAGUAGGUCAGGGUGCGCCAUAUAGUCCUGACGGGCAGCCUAUGGGAGGCUAUGUUAUGGAUGGGCAACAGCACAUGACGAUCCGCCCCCCAGGACCAAUGGGAAUGGCGAUGGGAAUGGAGGGCCAAUGGCACUACAUGUAAGCCCAGACCUCGCGGCUGAUGCCAGAGGGGAAGAAUCCAAGCUAGGCCAGGUGUGCUGGACAACACACCCCACCAGGUUUACAGGCACGAGACUCGCGGCACGUUGGGGGUCUGGCGUGUCCUUCCUCCCACUUUCCCCUUUGCUGAACGUGCCACCGACUCUCUUCCCUCCCCACUCCACCCCCUCCAGCCACGUUGCACUGCCACGACGAGAGGAAGCGACUCCCCCCCCCCCAAGACGGACCAAGCACGGACAGAGCAUUCCAUGUUAUAGCCCUUCCCUCCACCAGCUCUCUUCUCUCCUCCACUCCUUUUCCUGAAGAAGAACCACCCGAACAGCAGCCAGGCUUCCAAGGUUCCGAAUCUCCUGCGGCUCUCGGUGGUCAAGGUUUAGAGGCCAGUUGACUGGUCACAACACACAAGCUGGACAUUGGUGGAAACCGAUUGCUCCCCCAGCCCCAAAAUGUAAAAAAACGGAGAGAGAUGGAUAGCCGUGUUCAUCUGUACAGCGAGAUCUGGGGAGGGGGAGGCCGAGGGGUUAACUUUUAAUUUGUUGAGUUGGGCUUUAUAAUUUUUCACCAAAUAGACACAUACACAUGUUUGUAGGAUCCCACCACCAGCUCAGAGGCAAAAGCCCCUCCCUUCACAAUAUGCCUUCGGGCACAGCUGUUCUUCUCCCCCCCCCCCACCUUCCCGUUUAUAGACUUCUUUCCUGAACAAGAUAACUUUCCAAACAGGGUGGUUUUUAUUUUGUUUUCCCCUCUUUUUUUUCUUUUUUCUUUUCCUGGAUGUUUUAAUUAUUAAUUAAUUAUUGAUGUCGAUGCUCAGAAAGGGGAAGUAAAUUAAAUUGUACAUUUUAUUUUCC
Molecule: messenger RNA, 2616 nt
Organism: Eublepharis macularius
Lineage: Eukaryota; Metazoa; Chordata; Lepidosauria; Squamata; Eublepharidae
Gene: MEIS3
Product: Meis homeobox 3
Exons: 13
Coding region: 603-1751 (382 amino acids)
Biological process (GO): embryonic pattern specification; animal organ morphogenesis; eye development
Molecular function (GO): DNA-binding transcription activator activity, RNA polymerase II-specific; RNA polymerase II cis-regulatory region sequence-specific DNA binding
Source: RefSeq, a predicted model, not a curated record